Molecule: messenger RNA, 1581 nt
Organism: Xenia sp. Carnegie-2017
Lineage: Eukaryota; Metazoa; Cnidaria; Anthozoa; Malacalcyonacea; Xeniidae
Biological process (GO): termination of mitochondrial transcription; regulation of DNA-templated transcription
Cellular component (GO): mitochondrial matrix
Molecular function (GO): double-stranded DNA binding
Source: RefSeq, a predicted model, not a curated record
UUUUAUUAUGCCCCUAUAUCAAAGCCACAUCAAAACCAUUUGUAACUCGGAAAUAAAAGCAACUGAUUUUGAAUUAUGGCUUUUUUCGUAAAAAGCCUGUAUUAUGACCAUUUGUUUCUGGCUAGAAAGACCUUAGUUGAUUAUCGUUUUCUUUGCAUGAAGUCAAUUCAAGUUGAAACUAGUAAAGUGAGGAAAAAAGAUGACAAUCUUGUCAAUCCUGAAAGUGUUGGGGAUUAUGCUAUGAGAAUGAUGAAAAAGUUGGAUGAAGAAGGAAAAUUGAAAAUGCAAAAGCGUUCGGUGUGGUUGAUAAGAAGACAUAUGGAUAGCGUUGCAAAGUUCUAUGAAAAUCCAAAGCAAGUUUUAGGUCUAUCUUUGCAGGAAUUUAAAGACAGAGUGAAAUUAUUGGAAGCUUUGGGUGUUAGCCUUGAAGAUGCUAUGGUGAUUGGUUUAUCCUAUCCUUCUUGUUUAUGUUUUGAUUUACCAUCAAUGCAUUCUAUGAUAUCUUUAUUAAAAAAUAGUUGUUAUCUUCCAAAACAUUUCAUAAAGUAUCCUUAUGUGUUUUCCCUGGAAAGUAAACAAUGUGAAAGAAACUUGCAAUACCUUAAAGACAUUGGUUUAUCAACAGAAAAUAUUGGUAACCUUAUUGACGUCAAUCCCAUUGUCUUAACUGCAAAGCUUUCAGAUAAAGCAGAAAAUUUUGCCCAAUAUGCCAAAAACUUUCGACCAUCAAGUAACAUAUUAAGACUUGCUUUGAAAUCGUCACUCCUCAAAUCAGGUGAACAAGUGGUUUUAAAUGAAGAUUUUGAUAAAAUUUUAAGAUUUCUCAAUGACCUUAAGAUUGAUAUUUCAAAAUUGAUGCAAAAAUGUCCUGAAUUUUUGUGUUGCAAACAUGAAAAUUUGCUAGAGACAUAUAAAUUUUUAUCUGGUUCACCCCUCUAUUGUGAAAAGAAUCAUAUUAAAAAGUUACUCAAGUCAAAUCCUCAUGCAUUCCUUCAGAUGAAUAAAAGCUCUUUCCAAAAAAGUAUACAAAAUCUUUCAAAAAUCAUUGAUUGCAAUGUAAAGUUGUAUUUGUUAUUGCAAAAGUCGCCAAUGUUAUUUUUUGACAGUUCAUCCAUCUUGCUUGAAAGAAUAGAACUGCUAAGACAAUAUCAGUUUUCUCAAAAAGAAAUUGUUUUAUUGCUGGGAAAAGCUGCAUUUGUGUUCAGCGAUGAAAAAUCAUCAAGUAAUCUGGAAAAAAAACUUCACUUAUUGCUUUCAUCAAAUGACAUCACAACUGGUCAAGUUUGCAAGUCACCAAUUAUUUUGAGAGCACCUUUGGAGAAGAUACAAAAAAGAUUGUUUUUUAUAAGAAUGAAGAAACUAAACACAUUGAAUCGUCAUUCUCUCAAUGAAAUAUUUUUCUCUAGUAAUCAAACAUUUGUAAAUGAAAUGUGUGAGUCUUCUCUGGAUGCAUACCUCUCCAUUAUAGAUGUUUUAGAUCCAAUCUAGUUAUACUGUGAACUUGUAUCCCUGGAAUUUUUCAUAAUUUAAAUAUAUAUGUUUAUAAAACAAACACAAUGAAUCGUGUGUGCUGAUUGGUCU